Molecule: messenger RNA, 6076 nt
Organism: Mandrillus leucophaeus (drill)
Lineage: Eukaryota; Metazoa; Chordata; Mammalia; Primates; Cercopithecidae
Gene: HEATR5A
Product: HEAT repeat containing 5A
Exons: 35
Coding region: 185-6076 (1963 amino acids)
Biological process (GO): endocytosis; intracellular protein localization; retrograde transport, endosome to Golgi
Cellular component (GO): Golgi apparatus; endocytic vesicle; membrane
Source: RefSeq, a predicted model, not a curated record
UGCCUCGCUGUCGCCGCCGCCGGCAAUUCCAGAUUCUGCUAGAGUUAGCAGAGCAGGCGGUAGCGUUGCGGGACCGGGACGGGCGCUGAGCUGAGGAGGACCCCCCAAAGAUUUUUAUUCUUAGGUAUAUUGACCAAAGUUUAACGAGAAGAACUGUGACCAGCUAGGAGGAUUGCUGCAAGGAAUGGAAUUAGCUCAUAGCUUAUUGCUGAAUGAAGAAGCAUACAAUCAACUAGGUGAAGUUCAGAAGGCAAAGUUUAUUUUUGAGUGGUUGAGAUACUUGGAGAAGCUCUUGUUAGCAACCAGCAGGAAUGAUGUAAGGGAGAAACAGAAGACUCUUGUUGAACAGCUCCUGUCUUUGUUGAACAACUCCCCAGGGCCUCCUACCCGCAAACUCCUUGCUAAGAAUCUAGCCAUACUUUAUAGUAUUGGAGACACAUUCUCCGUUUACGAGGCAAUCGAUAAAUGUAAUGAUCUUAUUCGUAGCAAAGAUGAUUCUCCAAGUUACCUUCCUACUAAGCUUGCUGCUGUGGUAUGUUUGGGUUCCUUGUACAAGAAGUUGGGUAGAAUACUGGGUAACACCUUUACUGAUACGGUGGGGAAUAUUCUUAAGGCUGUGAAGAGUGCAGAGUCUCAAGGCCGAUAUGAGAUUAUGCUAAGUCUGCAAAAUAUAUUGAAUGGACUAGGAGCUGCUGCUGCACCUUGUCACAGGGAUGUUUAUAAAGCUGCUAGAUCCUGCUUAACAGAUAGAUCCAUGGCUGUUCGUUGUGCUGCUGCGAAGUGUCUCCUUGAACUUCAGAAUGAAGCCAUCUUUAUGUGGAGUACGGACCUGGACAGUGUGGCCACACUAUGUUUUAAGUCCUUUGAAGGUUCCAAUUAUGAUGUACGGAUUUCUGUUUCGAAGUUACUAGGCACAAUAUUAGCUAAAGCUAUAACUUCUAAACAUCCAGGAACAGCAGCCUCACGUCAAAGCAUUCGCAGAGUAUCUCUGGAGGAAGUUCUGGAAUUACUAGGAACAGGGUUUCUACGUGGGAGUUCAGGAUUCCUUCGAGCCAGUGGAGAUAUGCUGAAAGGAACCAGUUCAGUCAGUAGGGAUGUUCGAGUUGGAGUUACUCAGGCUUAUGUGGUAUUUGUUUCAACAUUAGGAGGAGCUUGGCUAGAGAAAAAUUUUGCUGCCUUUCUUUCUCAUAUCCUAAGCCUUGUGUCACAGUCACACCCUAAAGCCACCCAAACUCAGAUUGAUGCCAUUUGCUGUCGCCGUUGUGUUUCAUUUAUUCUUCGAACUACUAUAGGUGGUCUUCUUGGAGAAAAGGCUCAACUUGCUGUUGUAAAGGAUAUUUGCCAGGCCAUCUGGAAGCUAAAGAAAGUUAUGGAUGCCGUAAUGAGUGAUGGUAAUUUGGAAACCCGGGUUGGUUCCACAGAUGUAGCAGCUAGCCAGCAUAUGCUGGUUUGUGCUUUACAAGAACUUGGAAAUCUCAUACACAAUCUUGGCACCACAGCGGCACCUUUGCUACAGGAUUCAAGUACAGGCCUCCUUGACAGUAUCUUGUCAGUUACUCUUCAUCCUAGCAUUUCUGUUCGACUAGCAGCAGCUUGGUGUUUACACUGCAUUGCCGUGGCAUUACCCUCCUACCUAACACCACUCUUGGAUCGUUGCCUUGAACGGCUUACUGGACAUAAGUCUUCACCUGAAGCAGUGACUGGCUUCAGUUUUGCUGUGGCAGCUUUGUUGGGAGCAGUAAAACAUUGUCCUUUAGGAAUUCCUCAUGGAAAAGGCAAGAUUAUUAUGACAUUAGCAGAGGAUUUGCUGUGUUCUGCUGCUCAAAACAGUCGCCUUUCAGCUCAGCGCACACAAGCUGGAUGGUUGCUGAUUGCUGCUCUGAUGACAUUAGGUCCUGCAGUUGUUAGCCAUCACCUUGCUCGAGUUCUGCUGUUGUGGAAGUGUGUCUUUCCAGCAUCUCCUAAAGAUCUAGAAACAGAAAAGAGCCGAGGAGAUUCGUUUACAUGGCAGGUAACCCUGGAAGGACGAGCUGGUGCACUGUGUGCUAUCAAGAGCUUUGUUUCCCACUGUGGUGAUCUCCUUACUGAGGAAGUAAUUCAGCGUCUUCUUCCACCACUUCCUUGUGCUGUGGAUUUGCUAACUCAGCUUUCUUCAAUACUAAAAAUGUAUGGAAGUCCUUUGAAAACACCAUCAGUGGUUUAUAGACAAAGACUUUAUGAACUGUUGAUUUUAUUACCUCCUGAGACCUAUGAAGGAAACCUCUGUGCUAUCCUCAAAGAGCUGGCUGCUGACUUGACUGCCCCUGAUAUUCAGGUGUCAGCAUCUACAUUUUUACUUCCACCCCUCUGUCAUCAGGAUGAUCUUUUGAUAUUAAGUCCUUUGUUACAAGAGACUGACCAUAGAUUUAUUGAAGAACAGCUCCUGCUUGGUAAUGGUGUUGCUUGCGGAAGUCUUGAAUAUGACCCUUAUUUGAUUUAUGAGAAAGAUGUAGAGGGAGAUUCAGUGCCUAAGCCCCUGCCUCCAGCACUAUCAGUUAUUAGUUCUGCAGCCAAGCUCUUUGGGGUUGUAUGCGCUCAUGUGGGAGAAACUCAAAGGCUUCCUAUAUUGGAACAGCUUUUGGACAGUAUAAAGCACACAAAAGGAGCUCGUCAGCAAGUGGUUCAGUUACAUGUUGUCUCUUCAGUUUCUAGUUUCUUGAAGUACGUGGCUCUCUCCAAGGGAUGUUUAGGUCCAGAAGAAAUGAAAAGAUUUGCCCUAACAUUAGUUACGGGAGCCCUAGAAAGUACCAACCCCUUGCUGAGAUGUGCAGCUGCAGAGGCGUGGGCUAGAUUAGCCCAAGUGCUUGAUGAUGGAGCUUUUACUGCUGGAUUAGCUCAAGUUAGCUUUGACAAAUUGAAAUCAGCAAGGGAUGUGGUUACCAGAACAGGACACUCAUUGGCCUUGGGGUCCCUACAUAGGUAUUUAGGAGGAAUAAGUUCUUCUCAACACCUAAAUUCUUGUAUUGGAAUCCUUUAUACUUUGGCACAGGACAACACUUCCCCUGAUGUGCAGACCUGGGCAUUACAUUCUCUAUCACUGAUCAUUGAUUCUGCUGGCCCACUGUAUUAUGUGCAUGUGGAACCUACCCUUUCUCUUAUUAUAAUGUUGUUGUUAAAUGUGCCUCCUACUCAUGCUGAAGUUCACCAAAGCCUUGGUCGCUGUUUGAAUGCCCUUAUUACCACGUUAGGUCCAGAGCUACAAGGUAACAGUACUUCAAUUUCUACCUUAAGGGCCUCCUGUCUACUGGGUUGUGCAGUAAUGCAAGAUAACCCAGACUGCCUUGUUCAAGCUCAGGCCAUCUCUUGCCUUCAGCAGCUUCAUAUGUUUGCUCCACGACAUGUCAACUUGUCUAGCCUAGUUAGCUGCCUCUGUGUGAAUCUUUAUAGCCCCUACUUGUUACUGAGAAGAGCAGUACUGGCUUGCUUACGUCAGCUUGUACAGAGAGAAGCAGCUGAAGUUUCAGAACAUGCUGUUAUGCUUGCUAAGGAUAGCAGAGAAGAGUUGACUCCAGAUGCUAACAUCAGAGAAGUCGGCCUUGAGGGGGCAUUAUUGAUCUUACUAGACAAAGAGACAGAUGAGAGAUUAUGCCAUGAUAUCAAAGAGACUUUAAAUUAUAUGCUUACAUCUAUGGCAGUGGAAAAACUCUCCCUCUGGUUAAAACUUUGUAAAGAUGUACUUGCUGCAUCAGCUGAUUGUACAGCUAUAACUUGUGUGGAUACAAUGCAAGAAGAAGAAGGAGAUAAAGGGGAUGAUGCCUCAGUCCUGACCACCAGACAUGACGAAAAAUCCCAUCCUUUUACCAAUCCUCGAUGGGCUACUAGAGUCUUUGCUGCUGAGUGUGUCUGUAGGAUAAUUAACCAAUGUGAGAAUGCUAGCAGUGCACAUUUUGACAUUGCUUUAGCACAAGAAAUGAAAAAAAAAGAUUCAAGAAAUGACUUUUUGGUGCUGCAUCUUGCUGACUUAAUUCGCAUGGCUUUUAUGGCUGCCACAGAUCACAGUGACCAGCUCCGUCUUUCUGGCCUUGAAAUGCUGUUAGUUGUUAUUCGGCGAUUUGCAACUGUUCCAGAACCAGAGUUUCCAGGUCAUGUGAUUCUGGAACAGUAUCAAGCCAAUGUAGGAGCAGCACUUAGACCAGCCUUCACUUCAGAGACACCACCUGAUGUCACUGCUAAAGCGUGUCAGGUUUGCAGUGCCUGGAUCGCAAGUGGAGUUGUAAGUGACCUUAAUGAUCUCCGAAGAGUUCAUCAGUUGCUUGUUUCAUCUUUAACUAAAAUACAGGCUGGAAAAGAAGCUCUAAGUCACUUAUAUAAUGAAAGUGCUUCUACCAUGGAGAUCUUAGCUGUGCUUAAAGCCUGGGCAGAGGUCUACAUAAUUGCUGUGCAAAGACAUAAAAACCACAGACAACCUCUGAAGACUACCAGCUGUUUAGAGGACAGUAUCAGAAAUGGAUCAUGUUCAUCAGAUGGACUUCUUGACUUAGUCUAUGCAGAUCUUGGCACACUAAGCAGACUCUGGCUUGCUGCACUUCAGGAUUUUGCUCUUUUAACUUUGCCUUCAGAAUUUGCCUCCCAACUUCCUGCUGAAGGAAUCAGCGUGGAAUUUCUAUGUUCCUUGCGUUCAGAUGCAACCAUGGAAAGCAUAACUGCUUGUUUACAUGCAUUGCAAGCCCUUCUAGAUGUACCUUGGCCCAGAUCAAAAAUUGGCAGUGAUCAGGACUUGGGUAUAGAAUUACUGAAUGUUCUACAUCGAGUAAUUUUAACCAGAGAAUCACCUUCCAUUCAGUUGGCUUCACUUGAAGUGGUAAGGCAGAUUAUCUGUGCUGCUCAAGAACAUGUGAAGGAAAAAAGACGAAGCGCAGAAGUUGAUGAUGGGGCUGCUGAAAAGGAAACUCUGCCAGAGUUUGGAGAGGGAAAGGACACCGGAGGACUUGUACCUGGGAAGUCUUUGGUCUUUGCAACACUAGAAUUGUGUGUAUGCAUUCUAGUUAGACAGCUCCCAGAAUUAAAUCCUAAAUUGACAGGUAGCCCAGGAGUAAAAGCUAGGAAGCCACAGAUGCUGUCAGAAGAUGGAAGUAGAUUGGUUUCAGCUGCGUUGGUUAUCCUUUCCGAACUUCCUGCAGUGUGCUCUCCUGAAGGAAGCAUCUCAAUUCUUCCUACUAUACUGUACCUCACAAUUGGGGUCCUCAGAGAGACUGCUGUGAAGUUACCAGGGGGCCAGUUAUCUUCGACGGUUGCAGCUUCCCUACAGGCUCUGAAAGGAAUCUUAUCUUCUCCCAUGGCACGGGCAGAAAAGAGCCACACUGCUUGGACUGACCUUCUCCGAAGUGCUUUAACAACAGUUCUUGACUGUUGGGAUCCAGUUGAUGAAACACACCAAGAACUUGAUGAAGUCAGUCUACUUACCGCUAUCACAGUGUUUAUUUUGUCUACCAGUCCAGAAGUAACUACCAUCCCAUGCCUUCAGAAGCGCUGUAUUGAUAAAUUUAAAGCUACUCUUGAGAUAAAAGAUCCCAUGGUGCAAAUCAAGACCUACCAGCUCCUACAUUCCAUCUUUCAGUAUCCAAAUCCAGCUGUUUCCUACCCGUACAUUUACUCUUUAGCAUCCUGUAUCAUGGAAAAACUACAGGAAAUAGACAAGAGAAAACCUGAAAACACUGCUGAGCUUCAGAUCUUCCAAGAAGGCAUAAAGGUCUUAGAAACACUGGUUACUGUCGCUGAAGAACACCAUCGCUCUCAGCUGGUGGCCUGUCUUUUGCCCAUCCUCAUUUCCUUCCUUUUGGAUGAAAAUGCUCUGGGAUCAGCAACUUCCAUAAUGAGAAAUUUACAUGACUUUGCUCUACAAAAUCUCAUGCAGAUUGGACCUCAGUAUUCAUCUGUUUUUAAAAGUUUAGUGGCUUCUUCUCCAGCCCUAAAAGCCCGCCUUGAGGCCGCUAUAAAGGGCAAUCAGGAAAGUGUCAAAGUCAAGAUACCAAUAUCUAAAUAUACUAAGAGUCCUGGAAAAAACUCAAGCAUCCAACUAAAGACCAGUUUCCUCUGA